UAACCAAUCAUAAUUUUAGGAUUUUAUUAGAAAAAUUUAGAAAUAUAAAAGAAUAAUUGAAAAUACAAAUACAUUUUCGCAUUUCCUUUCCACGCUUCUGUUUCUGUGACUGGGAAUCCAUCGAAUCUUCUGCUUCUACUUCCUUUUCCGCUAACCUUUUGGAAUAUUGUGUUCAGAAAAGGGUGAAUUUGUGUUUCUCUAUAUCCCUUUUUAGGGUAAGAGGCUGAAGCAUCAAUUUUUGGCGUCAUAAAAAUGGUGCAGGGUGUGUCAUUGAGCACUCUAGCAACAUGUGGAAAGAGCAGAAUCUAUGGUUCUUCACCUUUUGAGCCAUUUAAAAGAUCGCAUGUUGCGUCUGCAGCUGGAAAACACUUGAUUUGGAACAAGUGUGUGCAGAGCUUAGUCUUCAUUGGGUACCCUUUUGUGUCGAGACGAAGAAGUGGUUUUAAGGUUGAAGCGGGUUGGAUGUUUAGAGGAGGAGGAGAACAAGGGUUGGAUGCAAGUGUAGAGCAGAGUGAAAGUGCUAAUGAGGAUAUCUUGAUGUUCUUCUUUCAGCUGGAUUUAGCUACUAGAGUGCAGUGUGCUUUAAACAUGGAAGAGUAUGACAUUGCACAGCAGCUGCGAAACAAACUUACUGAGGUUAGAUUAGUUGAAGAAGAGGUAAUUAAGCAACAACAGUCAAAAAGGGGAUUGUCUUCAAAAAGUGAUGCACAAGAUAAAGGUCUAAGUAUUAUACGUCUUCGUUCAGACCUUCAGAGUGCUAUUGAGAAUGAGGAUUAUGCCUUGGCUGCUAAAUUACGUGAUGAAAUUUCCAAACUCGAAGCAGAGUCUCUGGCUGUGUCAGCUAAAGCCUUAGCACAUGAAAAUGCACAAUAUGUGUUUCGAUUGGGGCAGAAAGUAAAGCAUAAAAUAUUUGGCUAUAGAGCUAUAAUUGUAGGAAUGGAUCCAGUAUGCAGUGAAUCAAAUUCAUGGAUGGAAAAUGCACAAGUUAAAAAGUUGUCUCGUGGUUCCACUCAACCAUUUUAUCAGGUACUUGUUGACGUACGUGCUGAACCAGAUCUACUGGUGGCGUAUGGUAAAACUGGAAUUAUCGUCAUUCACAAACAUCUUGUUACUCUCACCUACAAUUUCUUUUCAUUGCAGAGGAGAAUCUUUUAAUACCUGACAAACCAGACAAAGGAAGAUUUGAUCACCCCUACAUGUCUUUUCUGUUCUAUGGAAUGGAUUCAGCUGGAGAUUUCAUCCCUAUAAAGCAACUGCGGGAGAAGUACAACAAACCACGCCACGAAAUACCCUUUGAUGAAGAUGGACAGAAAGCUUAAAUUACUAAUAUGAGGAGGACUAUAUGCAAUGCUCAUGCCUGCUUCUGGUGAUUUGAGAUUGAAAAUUUUGUUACGAUAUAUUGAAAGAAUUAGUCGAACCGCAAUGGAGAAAAGUAGACAACUUAUUGACCAGAAAGCAUUUCCUUGAGUUGUUCAUACAAUGAUGGCUAGUGGCUACCUCUGUCUAAGGUUAUUUCAUUCUGUAUGAUUUAUCAGUAAUGAAAGGUACUAACUACUUAAAGCCUGCCUUCCGUCACAUGUCUGUACAUAAUGGUAAUUAUAAAAUGACAGAGGUUGUGUUUAUAAUUCACAAAUGUUCCAACA
This is a messenger RNA of Lathyrus oleraceus (garden pea), 1643 nucleotides long. RefSeq names its product clp protease adapter protein ClpF, chloroplastic. Lineage: Eukaryota; Viridiplantae; Streptophyta; Magnoliopsida; Fabales; Fabaceae. The record is from RefSeq and is a predicted model, not a curated record. Gene Ontology annotation, molecular function: DNA binding; protein binding. The transcript is spliced from 9 exons. The coding region runs from base 253 to 1155 and encodes 300 amino acids.